AUGUCUCUCAAAUGUGCUUCAGCAGAAACACAACAUGUCGACUACUCGGACAGGGAGUCACGUCGAAAAUCAGCCAUCAAUAUCCAGUUAAUCGUCGCCUGUACAGUAUUCGGUGCCGCCUCAUUCCUGUUUGGAUUUGACGACAAGAUUAUCUCACCGGUUGCUGCAUUACCGGAUUUUGUGGGAAAAUUCCAAGGACCUAACCCAGUCACUGGGAAAUACGCUCUUACAGCUCGCAAUCAAAAUCUGGUCUUCUCCCUUCCAUUGGUGGGAUCCGUGUUUGGCGGCCUGCUUGCUUCGCCAUUGAAUUUCCACCUUGGUCGCAAAUGGCCGUUGAUUAUUGCAUAUUUCGUCUCUGUGGGUGGUGGAUUACUGCAGGUCUUUGCCCCAAACUUAGGGGCCUUUGUGGGAGGUCGCUCUAUAAAUUCGGUUGCCUUGGGAAUUAUAAAUGCAACUGCCCCUUUGUAUAUCUCUGAGGUGGUUCCCGCUUCUAUACGCGGAAGAUGUGUCAGUUCAAUGAACAUCCUGAAUCUAACGGCUGGCGUGGUAGGUACCGCGGUGGUCUUUAGAACGGAAAAGAUCGCUGGGAAUCUAUCGUACCAAAUUCCACUGGCUGUACAGUGUGCUCUGCCUGUGAUUCUCCUAUUUUUGACGGUGACCCUUCCAGAAAGCCCACAAUGGCUGGUCGGGAAGGGGAAGAUAGAACAUGCUCGACACAGCCUACGGAAACUGCGUGGGUCCAGCGAUGACGAGGUUGAGGAUGAACUCCGUCUCAUGAGGCUCUCUGAAGAAAGCGAGCGCCAGCUACAUGCCCAAACCAAGUUCUGGCAUAUAUUCCAGCGGCAGCACCUCAAGCGUACGCUGACUGCGGGCUCGUUCUUCUCUCUUAAUCAAAUAUCAGGCAUCAUUCUUUCAACAACAUAUACAACUGUCUUCCUGACAGAGCUGGGCAUUGCAGAUGCCUUCUCUCUGACAAUCAUCGCAUCUUGUUGCACAUUAGCAGGCACCAUUGCCGCACCAUUCGUCAUCGACCGUGCCGGUCGACGUCCCACAGCAUUCGUCGGAAUGGGGAUUCUGUUCGUAAUCGAUACCGUGGCCGGUGGCCUGGCCUUCAACAGAGGCAACAAGAAAGCCACUAUGGCCAUCGCCGCUUUGUCCUUUGUAUUUAAUUUCUUUUGGGCAUCAUCCUUCUUCUCACUAUCCAACCUCAUGCCCUCCGAAAUGGCAACUCCCAAACUCCGCCACCAUACCAUGGCUUACACAAUUGCCUGUGCGCAAACAACCGCCGUUAUCACCACUCUCGUCGUUCCGCAGCUAACUUCGGCGGAUGCGGCAAACCUUGGCGCGAAGACUUAUCUCAUCUUCGCUGGUUGUAUGGCCGGCAUCAUUAUGUUUUUCUACUUUUUCAUGCCGGAAACGCGUGGCCGAACUUUUGCCGAGAUCGAUGAGAUGUAUGCGGCUAAGAUCCCUAUGUGGAAGUGGAGGUCGUAUCGGACUUCAUAUGAGCGGAGAUCGCGUGCGUCAAAGGGUUGA
This is a messenger RNA of Penicillium crustosum, 1533 nucleotides long. RefSeq lists its product as uncharacterized. Gene Ontology annotation, molecular function: carbohydrate:proton symporter activity. Bases 1 to 1533 code for a protein of 510 amino acids. The record is from RefSeq and is a predicted model, not a curated record. Gene Ontology annotation, cellular component: membrane. Lineage: Eukaryota; Fungi; Ascomycota; Eurotiomycetes; Eurotiales; Aspergillaceae. Gene Ontology annotation, biological process: carbohydrate transport; transmembrane transport. The transcript is spliced from 3 exons.